AUGAAGUCCGCUCUGACCAUCACUUUGGCCUCUUUACUGCUGGCAAGCUGCUACGCUCAGUUCUCCAGGAGACCAUUCGGUACCUUCAGAUUUGGUGAUGAUGAUUUUUUUGAUGACGGAAUCUUUGACGACGAUUUCUUUGAUGAUGGAUUCUACGAUGAUGAUUUUUAUGAUGACGACGGGUUUGGUUUCCUUGUCGGUAGGCCAUUUUUAAGACGUGGAUUCGGUGGUAUGGGAGGCGGAUUCAGUGGUAUGGGAGGCGGAUUCAGUGGUAUGGGAGCCGGAUUCGGUGGUAUGGGAAGCGGAUUCAGUGGUAUGGGAGGCGGAUUCGGUGGGAUAAGUGGCAGUUUUGGAGCCAGUGUUGGAACCAGUGGUAUCGGUGGAAUGGUCGGUACUAACAUAGGAGGAACCGGAUACGGAAAGAAACACUACAGCGGAUACGGAAAGAAGCGCAUCCCGAAGAAAAUGUCUGGAUAUGGAAAAUCCACUGGUAUCGCUGUUCCAAUGGCUUUAGGAUACCAAUCCUUGGGAUACCAACCUUCACAGACUUAUUAUGCUGGGGCCUCAAGCUAUCCACAGGGAGGAUAUGCUGGGGCCUCAAGCUAUCCACAGGGAGGAUAUGCUGGGGCCUCAAGCUAUCCACAGGGAGGAUACGCGGGGACCUCAAGCUAUCUACAGGGAGGAUAUACCGGAACCUCAGGCUAUCCACAGGGAGGAUACACCGGAACCUCAGGCUAUCUACAGGGAGGAUACACCGGAACCUCAGACUAUCUACAGGGAGGAUACACCAGCGCUACUCCAUACUUUACUUCAUCAGCCGGUGGCCAAUACCCCAACUACUACGGAACAAGUGGUGCUUUGUACUAAAUAUUCUAGGUUGUUUUUACUGCUGCCUUGUUUUGCGUUUAUUGUGAUCUAGGAAAACAUUGAAUAAAAACUUUGAAUUAA
Ostrea edulis (European flat oyster) is the source of this 948-nucleotide messenger RNA. RefSeq names its product ATP-dependent RNA helicase A-like. The transcript has 3 exons. The record is from RefSeq and is a predicted model, not a curated record. Lineage: Eukaryota; Metazoa; Mollusca; Bivalvia; Ostreida; Ostreidae. The coding region runs from base 1 to 867 and encodes 288 amino acids.